Podarcis lilfordi (Lilford's wall lizard) is the source of this 14529-nucleotide messenger RNA. The record is from the annotation of a GenBank genome assembly. NCBI's taxonomy places the organism in Eukaryota, Metazoa, Chordata, Lepidosauria, Squamata, Lacertidae.
CAGGAACCAAGCUCGGCGAGGCGGGGCUUGCGCCGCCUGCCGUGGUUGCCUCCCCGUCGAGCUGUAUGGGCGGCGGCGGCGGCGACGGAGAAGAGAGGCAGAGAGGACGGAAGAGAAAGGCUCCGCGGUGCGCAUGCGCCGAUCUCGAUGGAGAGACAAGGGGGCGAGAGAGACGGAGGGGAGGCCAGGUAAACAGUCGCCCGCCCCCCAAUCCCACCUCUGGCAGAGGAGGAGGAGGAGGGGAUAAUCCGGGGGGCAGGCGGGGGACAGGAUAGGGUUGGACAGUUGAAGGCUCCGUGGUGCGGGAGGCGGCGGGGGACAGCAAUGAGGAGGGGCGCAGGAUUGGGCCCGGGGAUGGGGUGGACGGGUGGGUGUCUUUCUGGCCUCAGUUUCUCAAGGCGAGGUGGCUCUCUUCAGACGAGACUGGGCGGGGCUUCUCCCACAGCAGCUCCUCCCCAUCUCCAGGCCUCUCCCGAUAUCUCUUGUUUUUUGGGACUUCACACGUGCGAGGCCGCUUUUAUUAUUAUGGGCUCGUGUCUAUCUCAGUUGCACUUGGGGAUGUCAAGUGAGCCAAGUCAGUUUGUUUCGUUGGGGCUGCUCUGGGUGUGACUAACGUUUAAGUAAGCAAGCUAUUACCACGACGGCUCUUAUGAUUACUACCGUCAUGUUGUUGUGAGUUUCGUCGGCUCCAAUCCAAAGGGUGACUAACGCUGGGUGCAUGCUUUCUCUCUCUCUCGUUGUUAUUAUUUGCAUUGGUCUGCUCUUGAGGGGGCUAUGGUUGAGUGCAGCCCAGUAGUAUUACACUACUGCUGCUGCUGUUCCCGUCAACAGUUUUAUUGGGUCUAUUCUGAAUGUGACUAACUUUGGGUGCAAGCUGCUGCUGAAUGCAGCACUGCGGACUCUGCGGUGCUUAUCUCAGACCCUCCUUCAAGUGCUUCUCCCCCAUAGGAUGUCCAGUGGGUGGAAUAGGGCUUUUCAGUGGUGGCUCCCUGCUUGUGGAAUGCUGUCCCCAGGGCACCAGACAGAAAUGUAACUUUUUUUACCUGGGCUUUUGGCCCUUAAUUUGAGGGGUUCUAAGUACUUGUGGCUUCUCUUAGUGGCACAGAAUCCGUAAGACCUGCCCUUCGUUUUGUAUGGAUGUGUUUUUAUUAUUAUUAUUUGGUUUGUUGUAACAGGUUUUAAUGUUUAUACUGUGUUGCAACUCACUUUUGUGAGUAAAGUAGUUAAUAAAUAUAAAUAUUGUUUAUUUUGUUAGCUGCACAACACGGUCCCUAAGUUAUCCACAAUCAGGUUUUAAAAACAUACAAAAUAUUAGUGUUGCUAUACUAAUAACAACAGUGAGUAACAAUGUAUGUGGUGCUAUAUAAUAUUUAUAGUAUUACUGUACAACAACACCUGUGUACUGUGUAUAGUAUCUUAGAGUUUCAUUGGCAAGAAUGAGUAGGCCCCUUUCUUCAAGGAGCUUACAUAUUAGAGUGGAGCAGGAGUAAGAAAGGGAUAGGAGCUAGGAGGGCACAGCUUGGGGGACAGGGCAUCUGUUUUUCCAUGCAAAAGGUCCCUGGUUCACUUCCUGGUCAGUUAAAAGGAUUGGAUAGCAGACGUCUCUCUGCCUAUCCUUGCUGCUGAAGAGAGUAGUGGGCUAGCACAGUGUUCUUCAAUCUUAGGCCCCUAGAUUUGGUUGGACUAUGACUCCCAUCAUACCAAUGGUCAUUAGCCAUUGGUCAGGAAUGAUGUAUGCUGUAGUAAAACAACAUCCUUGAUAGAAGGCAGCUUCCUUCUUGUAUGAACACAGGAAGGUAUGCAUCAUUCAAGCUUUGUUGCCAUCAGCUUGGAGGAUCAAAGGAGUGGUGUGACUUGGUGGGUUGUUGCUUUCCUUGGAAAAGCUGCACGUCUAACCCCCACCUUGUGAUGCAGUGUAAGAAACCGGGAUAGAAAAGCUUGGAGCCAAAUGGCUUCUGGGACCUGGGUUGUUAAUGCAUGUUUAAUUUGGUGUUUACAAUAAAAAAUAUCGGUACCAUACUUCAGUUUUCAAAACACUCCAUUGUUAAUAUCCUUAACGCAUUGUCUAUCUUUAACAUAUACUUUGAGGCUUCAGAGCACUUACAUUUCAGUAAUCCUUGAGUAUCCGCCAGCCGCAAAAACCGGUACCUAGACGUUUUGAGGAGCUCACAAAUGGAGAAUCGUUAGGUGCAAAUGCGCCUGGUGCCUUACUAAUUUCAAGCCCUGGUAUGAUGUGUAUGGAGUCUGAUCCCUACACCACCCUGCCUUCUUUAAAUAUCUGUGUGAGUGUUUAUAUAGUGCUAUCAGUGUAUAUAGCCCUCUGCAGGGGAGCAUAAAAUGGGAAAGGUUGCUGACCUGGUAAGCUUGCAAUCUAAAACUUAAAAGUGAUGAUGGGGUGCAAGAGAAGUGCCUCCUCUCGUUCCAAGUGUGGGGUUGUGUUGAGUGCAGGUCUGAACCAUGGUGCCAUCACUGUACAUGACACUUCACGGAAAUGCACAUAAUACAGUGGUGCCUCGCAAGACGAAAUUAAUUCGUUCCGCGAGUUUUUUUGUCUUGCGGUUUUUUUCGUCUUAUGAAGCACGGUGUCGGAAAAGUUUUGGAAAAACUUCAAAAAUCACCAAAGUCUUCAAAAACCUCAAAAAAGGCUACCACACCGCGUGCUAUGAGUUGCUCCUCGAAGUCAAGUCGCAACUGUAUUAACGGUUUUAAGAAAAAGGAAACAAACUUGCAAGACGUUUCCGUCUUGCGAAGCAAGCCCAUAGGGAAAAUCGUCUUGCGAAGCAACUCAAAAAACGAAAAACCCUUUCGUUUUGCGAGUUUUCCGUCUUGCGAGGCAUUCGUCUUGCGAGGUACCACUGUAUUUAAAAACCCAAGGACUGGAUGGGUCCCCAGCCGAAGGACAUUGCAAACUAGUAAGUGUUCAUAUGAGUGGUUAGAGCAAUAAGACGUUGUCUCCAUUGGUUGCUCUGUUCCCUCCCCUCUGGUGCCCGAGGGAGGAAGUUUGUGAUGCAAAUUGAUCCCUAUAAUUUAAUGUACCUUCUCACAGUCCGCACUUGUGGGAUGUCAGUAAUCUCUAUUACUGAUUUCAUAGAAUCAUAGAAUCAUAGAAUCAUAGAGUUGGAAGAGACCACAAGGGCCAUCGAGUCCAACCCCUGCCAAGCAGGAAACACCAUCAGAGCACUCCUGACAUAUGGUUGUCAAGCCUCUGCUUAAAGACCUCCAAAGAAGGAGACUCCACCACACUCCUUGGCAGCAAAUUCCACUGUCGAACAGCUCUUACUGUCAGGAAGUUCUUCCUAAUGUUUAGGUGGAAUCUUCUUUCUUGUAGUUUGGAUCCAUUGCUCCGUGUCCGCUUCUCUGGAUUUAUUUAUACAGUACGAGGGAUGCCCAUCUCUAAGUGGUAGAGCACAUGCUUUGCAUGCUGUAAAGACCCAGACGUUCCCUCAUAGGGCUUGGAAAGACCUGCCUGAAAUCUGUCACAGUGGGUGUAGAGCAGGAUGAAUAAAAGCAAGUUCUUCUUUACACAGCACAUAGUUAAACUGUGGAACUCCCUCCCAUAGGACACAGUGAUGGCUACCAACUUGAGGACUGGAAAAAUUCUUGCCACAGAUACACAUGUGGCAGUUAUUUCCAGGUUAGACAGCUGUAAGGUGCUCUACAUGGGGCUACCCUUGAGAAAGGUCUGAAAUUUGCAAUUGGUCCCAGCAAAUUAAGAGUGCUGCUGGGAACUUGGUUGCAUGAUACAUCUGUUGCAAUGCCUCCCAGUUCGUUGCCUGGCUCAGUACAAGGCACUGGUUUUUACCUUUAAAUGCAGCUCCACCCUGUGAACCAGCUUGUGGGGUGGUUUCUGCAUCCCUGUGAGGCAUGUGGAAACUAAGGACCUGGGAUAGAACAUCUUCAUCAGUGGUGCCCAGGCUGAACAUUGGGAGAUCCAGCUUUCCACUUAAAGCCUUUUAGUGACAAGUUGAAAUGCUUUCCGGGCAUUUCAUGGAAAUUCUUCUAGCUUUUGACUCUUCAGCUUGUUGGUCCUUUUGCUUUUUGCAUUAAGGAUGGCCAGAUUUGUUUGGUGCUUCUGUUCUUAGAAUUCUGAGCCGCCCAGGCAAUUCCAUAGUAGUGGAAAUAAAUGAAUAUUACAGAGAGCUUUUUUAACCAAAAGCUAAAAUCUGAAAGCACUCUGGGGCAUUGAAAUUAGGGCAAAAUUGCUUAGCUUUGGUAAUAGCAUUAUUAUUAGUGUGUGAGGAAAUGAGGCAGCAGAACGAUAGGCAUCAUCUUCACGAAUCUGUGUUUUCCUUCCCAGGGUCUGGAUGAAGCAGCUGUGAAGCAGUGGAAGACUAAAAACCCAGGCUGCAGUCUUCUGAUGCAUAGUGGAGUGAAGAAAUGAAGGGGUGAGAGAGAGAGAGGAUGCCUCUGAAUAUAUUUUGCUUUCUGGGGGGUGAGCAAUGGGGGGUGGCUCUUAGUCUCAGGCCCUGCUUGGGGGCUACCUGGGGGUAUCUGCUUUGCUUCAGGGUGCUAGCCACAGGGCUCUUAUUAUGAGAGUGAGUGAAUGGCCCCACAAGUUUCUGAGAUAAAUUCUGUUUGUAAACAAUAGCAGGGCUGUUAGGCCUAGUGGCUGAUAGUUCUCUUUUCCUCCUGCUCCCAGGAUAGUUGCCCUGCCAGGGAGUCCAGCAUCCUGGGACCAGAACAAAAGAUUCUGGUGAGCCCACAAGCAGGCCUCCCCUCAUUCAUCCUCAGCCAAAAGGCAUAUUGCCUCUCUCCUUGAAGGAUUGGACAGAUUCAUGGAGCAUAAGGCUAUAAAUGGCUUCUGGCCAGGAAAGUUAUGCUCUGCCUCCAUGGUCAGAGCCAUAGGAAGGAGGAGUGCUCUUGAGCUCAAGUCCUGCUUGCCUAACCUCCCUCACAGGGUUGUUGGGAGGAGAAAGUGGGGUGGGGGGAAGAACUAUGCGCUCCACCUUGAGCUCCUUUGAGGAGAAGUGGAAUAUAGAUGUAACAAAUACAUAAAAUAAAUUACGUUGCACUUUCUGAUACUGUUUUUAAAUGCUGUAAGCCCCCUUCAGUCCCAACUUGAGAGCAAGGCAAGAUAUAAACACAUUAAAUAACAUUAGCCUCCAAGGUCUGGUGCAUGUGGAGCAGGGUGUCUGCUGAAGGUCUCUUCUAAAUAAGGGAGCCCCUCCCUCCUUCUGUAGCUGGCCACCCUCAAGAAAGAAGCAGAAAGGUGGGUGCACACAGCCCAAAUACUGUCUCUGGGCUCCUGGGUUCUCUCCUCAUGUGCCUUCCUUUUUCUCUUUCUUGGCAGACAGCAGAAAGCGGUAGAGACGGAAGAGGGCACUGUGCAAAUCCAGGAAGGUGAGCACCCAGCCACACCUGCUGCUCUUGCUUCCGGCCUCCCCACCCCCACCCCCAUUGCCUCCCACUCCCCAAAAGCUAAACGGUGAUCUGCUAGUGGAGAUUCCCCUCCACUCCCUUCUAAUCUUCUAGAACAGUGCUCCGGUGGUUGUGCGGGUGGGUGGAGAAUGUUCCUGCCUGGGCAACGCUUAAUGAGCAAAUGUGUCCAUCUCUCUUCCCUGGGCGGCAUCCCCUUCCCUUCUUUCCUUAAGGGGCAGUGGCGACAGGCGAAGAUCCCACCAGUGUGGCCAUUGCUAGCAUUCAAUCAGCUGCUACCUUCCCUGAUCCCAACAUCAAAUAUGUCUUCCGGACAGAAAAUGGGGGCACUCAGGUAAGACACUUAAUCGAAUUCCCCUCGUGCCGCUGGUUUUGUUUCCUUUGGGGUGGGUUGGUGGGUAUGCAGUAUAGUGGCUCUGUUAUUCCUUGACAGUCAGAGGCAGCAGUACCCCCACAAAAGCCACAAGAAGAGAAAAUACUCUUGUGCUUGUCUCCUGCUUGCGGGUUUCUUCACAAGCAUUUGGUUGGCCACUGCAAGAACAGGAUGUUGGACUAGAUGGGCUAUUGGCCUGAUCCAGUACUGUUAUUCUCAUGUUCUUCCCACUAUCUAUUCUCUCUACGUCACCCCUAACUCAGCACACACACCCCAUCUCGUUUCCCAGCAUUUCUGAAAAAUAGACUAAAACAGCAGGUGUUCAUAAAAAUGGGGAUGGGUCGCCUGUGCUGCCUUGUCCAGUGUGUCCAGAGGUAUGUGGAAGACCCCCAUCUUUGCUCUGCUGAAGUGCUCCAUCCUUCCACCUUCUGGAAGUCCAAGGUGACCAAAGCAUAAGGAGACUUAGCACAGGGUGCCUCCCUGUCUCUGGCAUGCAGGGACUUGUACCCUCUCAGGCUGGUCCUGCCAGCCCCUUCAUUAGCCUGGCCUGUGUGUUCCCCCUUGUAUGCAUGAGCUGCCUCUUGUGCAAAUGCAGUUAUGGGGGCAUCCCGGGACUGCAUCCUGGAGAAAGAGGCCAAGCCAAAUGGUUUGCAAUGGUCCUGCUAGCUCUUGGGGUUAUUUCCAGCAAGGCUCAGGGAAGUGAUGGGGGUCUUAAUUUUUAAAGAAAAAUACCAUACUUUUCCGUGUAUAAGACUAGGUUUUUUUACUCUAAAAUAAUAUUAAAAAAUGGGGGUCGUCUUAUACAUGGGGAUCAUAUUCCCCCAUUUUCAUAAAUUUGAGUCCCCCAAAAUAGGGGUUGUGUUGUACACAGAAAAAUACAGUACAUUUGUAAGAUCCCAGCCCCUCCUUCAAAAUGCUCAGCAUGGUGUAGAUGUUUCUGCUCCCCUGCACAUUUGGGAAGGGCCAUAACUCAGUUGUAGAACAUGUGCUUUGCAUGCAGAAGGUCCCAGAUUUAAUUCCUGGCUGCAUCUGCAGGCAGGGUUGGAAAGGACCCUUGCCUGAAACGCUGAAGAGCUGCUGCUAGUCAGUUUAGGCAGUACAGUCGUACCUUGGUUGCCGAACGCCUUGGAACUCGUAUGUUUCGGCUCCCGAAUGAUCAAAAACUGGAAGUGAGUGUUCCGGUUUUGGAACGAUUUUCAGAAGCUGAACGUCUGGCAUGGCUUCCAUGGCUUCUGAUUGGCUGCAGGAUGUUCCUGCAGCCAAUCGGAAGCCAUGCCUUGAUUUUCGAACAGUUCCAGAAGUCGAAUGGACUCCCGGAAUGGAUUCUGUUUUAGAACCAAGGUACGACUGUACUGAGCUACAUGGACCAAAUGGCAUGACUCAGUGUAAGGCAACUUUCUAUGUUCCCCCCUUGCAAGAAAGUAGCUAGGUGAAAGCAUGUGUCAUAGGCUCACCCAGUCAACCUCAUGGUUCAGCAGGACUCUGAACCUGCGUUUUCUGGCUGGAGCUGAUGAGGGUUUGGAGGGGGGCAGAUUGGCAAAGGCUGUUCUCACCACUAAGCACUUGCUCUGUUAACGAUGUCCCCCCUUUGCUCUUUUCACCAGCUGAUGUACAGAGUGAUUCAGGUAGCUGAGGGGCAGCUGGAUGGGCAGACCGAGGGGACUGGGGCCAUCAGCGGUUAUCCUGCAACACAGUCCAUGACACAGGUGGGUUCUGCUGAGUCAGCGGAGGAAAUGGUGACAUUGCCAAUCUGCUCUAUGCAGUCAUCCUUUCUGGCUGAGCUGUUAGCUCUGCUUCUCUGGCCCCGGAUGGUAUGUGGCUGAUGAAACAGGCUCCUUGAGGCUUAUGGGCAGGAGGUGGAUAUUCUGCAGGCACAUUCACCCCAAUUCUGCAUCUUGAAUAACUUAGGUACUGCUGCAUGUAGUUAGUGCAUUUGCAGCAUUCAGCAUCUGCUAGUCAAUACGUAGGGCCAAAGGGUGAUUCCAGGUGGGGCUUAAUUCGUAAAUGGGUUGUUGAGAUCUUGCAAACAGGUCAUUGGCAAGAGAAGUUUUUCUUCUUACUGGGUUUUCCCUGGAAAUAGUACAUCUGAACUAAUAUAGGGGGUGGGGAUACAGGCUGGCAUAUUUUCGCUGUUUAUAUUGUGUGGACUCUCAAAAUCUUGCAGGCAUGUGGCACCCCCAGACCAACAGAAAGAGCCCUCCUGGAAGCACCCAAAGAGUGACAAGGAAUCCUUCUUAGCUCCUCCCCUUCCCUUUGGCUUUUCCAUAGCUCAUAAGGACUGGAAGUUUGUUUCAUAAAACCAGGCUGCUGAAUAUCAAAUAACUGCCUCUGCCCCUCACUUCUUGCAUCUAAGGUACCUUUGAAGGUAUAAGCAGCUCAAUCCAGGCAGUUGUGGUGCUGUUGGGGUGUUUGUGAAGGGUAUCACUGGAUCACGUUCCUCAGUUUUGUUGAAUUAAUUCAACUAAAUAAGUUUUAAUUGGAUUUUGGAAAACAAAUGUACAAUUAAUCGCUACUGUUUUGAAUUUUGUGUGUGUUAUCUUCGCCAGUGGGUUGUCCAAACUUCUGUUUUGAAUGAUGCUUUUAUAGAGUAUGGUAGAGUGAGACUAGGGAUGAGUUUAUGAAACCAAGGGGGUGGUUGCCUGAGAAGAUUUGGGAACCACUGUGCUAGACUGAAGGUUCUGAACCCUCCUGCGCCGAUUUUGCACUUGUGCCUUGGGCUUCAAUACAAAAGCAAUGUAGGAAGAGCAUCUCAAGGGAGGAGCAUCCUGAGAGAAUAACACCAUUGUCUGUCUCUGCCUGAGAUGGAUACCUGCCCAAGUAUUUGUUGAGGUAGAUGUAUCUGAAGGAGGCUCCUCUCUUCUCCUCCCCCCAGGCUGUCAUCCAGGGCGCAUUCACCAGCGAAGAUGCCGUCGAGACAGAAGCUGCGACUACGGAGACGCACUACACGUACUACCCUGCCACUGCAGUGGCUGACACCAGCACGUCUGCCGGGGCAGGAACCACAGCCACAGCCGUGGUGACGACCCAGAACUCAGAUGCCCUUCUUGGGCAAGCGACACCAACUGGCACAGGUCAGUUGGGUUGGGCUACCUGUGAGACAACUAGAGCCUCCCCUCCCCAGGAGCCUUCUGGCAAGUUCAACUUACUUAGCUCCUUCCCCUGGGAAAUGGAGUUGCUCCCACCUCUGGGCUCGCUACAGAUUUUCCAUAUCAAGAUGGAGCCAUUUUGGCCAUCUCAGGUUGUUCAAAUGAAUUGGAACGAUGUCGCACAUCUAAAACGGUUUUCGCAGAGCACGAGUGGUGAAGUUAGGAGUCUAGGUUACACAGGUUGGACACAGAUUUCGGGAAACAAGCUCCCAUUCCUACAGAUCAGGGAAACCCAGUUUCAGAUGUGAAGGUGCAACCCAGUCAUUUUCAUAUCCUCACCACCACUGCUUCUCCCCCCCUUUAGAACUAGGGCAGCUUGGCCACCUGUUUGGUUUCAUGGCAGUUCCUUCAGAGCUGUGCUGCUCUUCUCUACAACUCUGUCUUGUUUUGAAUUGCACAGGGCAGUUUUUUGUCAUGAUGUCACCACAGGAGGUUCUGCAAAGUGGGACACAGAGGUCCAUCGCACCCAGGACACACCCUUACUCACCGUGAGUGCUCUCCUUCUGUCGCAUGCCAGUCUCUAAAGUUCCUCUUUUAUUCGGGGGUGGGGCACAGUUUCCUUGAGUGUCCAAUGGCUUCCCAGCCUGGAAGGGGGGCUGCUGAGGGCCUCCUCCUGUCUCUGGAAACCUGAAUGGGAAACCCAGUGCCAAAUUGUGUUUUUGACUCCCUCAGGAAGUCUGAAGCUCCACGAACGACCCGAGAUGAGAAACGUCGGGCGCAGCACAAUGAAGGUGAGUGGGAACUGUUUUGCUAACGAAUGUGAUCCUUGAAUUUAGCCACACUGUUCCAUGAGGAGAGGUUGCUUGGAGUGCUGACUGCCUUGCACUCCUCUGUAGGAGGAUCUUCUUGCAGGGCACACUGCAGCACUGCAAUCUGUUCAGCAUCUUGAAGGAGAUUGGUCCACAUCCCACCGUUCUAGUAUGCCAGUCAUUCUUCCACCUCAUGCUCAUUUAUUGUUUUGUUCGAAUUCUUAGUAAGUCUGAGACCCUGUAUGUAUUGAGAUAGAUUUGCGCACAACAGAAAUGUUUAAGAAGAAGAAAAUUCAUGUGAAACCAGAGAGUAUUUGUGCCCAGUUCUCCAGCCAGAAAGGCUACCAGAGCGGUUUACAUACUCAAAACAAGGCAGUCCCUACCCACAGGCUUACAAUCUAGAAACACAAGGGAAAGGGAGCAGACUUGGUGGUGUAUUCUACAUGUGCCAUGGCUUCCGAACUAGGCUUGUACUUCUCCAUCGUGUUCUCUCUCCUGACCCCCAUAUAUACUAUCUUGCUCACAACCUCUUCAGCAUACCCUGUUUCUCCCCCUCCUCCACCUCAUCUAUUAUCUUGCCUGGUAUGUUCUAAAAAAAGAGAAAGCCUCUAAAGAAAUCCUCUAAGGGUGUAAAGAUGUCGCUGCAUAUGCCAGUACAUGUUCACAUCUCAUCCUCCAGGGAUUUUAUUCUGAGUUCUAAAGUAUUUCCAACCCUGGCUAAAAUUCUGGAAAAACUAGUAAGGCCUUUUGAUGCAUUUGAGUUGUGUUCAGUUGCAGGUAAUAAUCGUCAAGAGGUGGGACCCGGCUGGCCACCUUAAAUAGAGAGUUGUGUAUGUAGAAUGACCAGGCCAGGAGGCAGGUCAUUUUGGGCUGGCCAAAAGGCUCUUCUUGAGGAAUAUCGAGUGCUUUUUCACAUAGACCAUAGCUAAACUAUGGAACUGACUCCUGCAGCAGGCAGUGAUGGCCACCAAAUUGGAUGACUUUAAAAGAGGAUUGGACAAAUUCAUGGAGGAGAAGGCUACGAAUGGGUACUCAGCAUGAUAGUGAUGCUGGGAGGCUGUCAUGAUUUCAAAUACCAGUUGCUAGAAACCACAGGAAGGGAGAGUGCUCUUUUGCUUGCAAGUUUCCCCAGAGGCAUUUGGUUGGCCACUGUGAGAACAGCAUGGUGGACUAGGUGGGCCCUUGGCCUCAUCCAGCAGACUCUGUUUAUGAUGUUUAUCUUUCCAUCUCUUCCAGUGGAGCGCAGGCGCAGGGACAAGAUCAACAACUGGAUUGUGCAGCUGUCUAAGAUUAUCCCUGACUGUUCCAUGGAGAACACCAAGUCUGGGCAGGUAAGGGGGCUUGAACUGGCCUUCUGUAGGAGCAGAGACAGUCUGGGCCCGGUUACAGAAAGGCUCCAGCAGGGUGCCAGCCCUUGACUUCAGGCUCGCUCAGUGUCAGCUACUGCAUCUGUGAAGCUGCUUGCCAUUCUAAUUUCCACAGUGCCCUGGCAUGAUGCCAUGUUGACUACAUCAGGGCUUUCUGGGUAAUCUAAAAAUGGUGGGCACAUCACCGAGGGAUCAAAAAGGCCAGAAGGGGCUCUGCCUGAGGGAGCUGACCUGUGCUCAGCACCCUCUCAAACAUUCUGCCUACCAAACUUCAACAUCUUGUAUCCAGAACUCUUCUCUGCACAUCAAACAAAUCGUUCAUUUUGGCAUUUAGUAACCCAUGGUGGUGUCCAUAUCAAGCAGUCUGUUUGCAUGUGCAUGGAUUAAAAAACAUAUAGGUGCAAAACAGGAGGCGUUGGGUGAAGCAGCAGCCAUCAGUUGCUUUGGAUGCCUUGUAAAAGCAGACCUGUUUGCCCAGACUUUCCCUGACCCCGGAAGAUUGGACCCUGAUUUGUGUGUUUCAAUCCCUUUAAUGCCUUUUAAAAUUCCUUUUUACAAGCUUUGCUGCUGCUGCUUUCUUUGUUUUGGGUUGUAUUUUUUCUAUUAAUUCUGUUGCUUUUCUAUUGUUCAUAGCUCAAAGCUUUUUAAAACAUUAAGUGGUUUAUAAGAGCUUUUGAAUAGAAUCUUUAAAAAAACGAUCCCAGGAUCUGUCUUGUCACCCCCAUCAGGAGGAGUCCCCUGCUUCCAUCUUCACCUGGUCUAGGAAUUGUUUGGUUCCCUGGAAACUGUCAGGGGUGUCUUUCCUCUCACACACCUGCCUUAACUUGUCGCAGCACCUGGUUUUAACAUUUCUAGGCAGGAGGAGGCAGUUUUCCGGUCUUCAGGGAAACGGCACACUGGAAUGGGUGGAGGGGGGGGGGUUGAAGAGAGAAGGCAGCCAUGAACUGCCGAGUGUUCCCACCUGAAGUGUCAGGGGCUGGUACUACCCUGGAGUCUCCCCCCUGGGCCCCCAGCUCAAUCACUCACUUUCACUGCAGAGCAAAGGGGGGAUCCUCUCCAAAGCUUGUGACUACAUCCAGGAGCUGCGGCAGAGCAACAUUCGUCUCUCCGAGGAGCUGCAGGGCCUGGACCAGCUACAGAUGGACAACGAGGUCUUGCGGCAGCAGGUAAGGCUGGCCAGAAGGGGGGCAGGGUGUGGAUGUUUUUCUACCAGAAGGGGAGAAGUAGUGGGGAAGCUCUUUAAGGGGUUGGAACUGGCAUGGCAGGGGCUCUUCCAGCAGAGUGCCUAUUGCUUGCAGCGGUAUGUAUGUAUGUAUGUAGGGACGCGGAUGGCGCUGUGGGUUAAACCACAGAGCCUAGGGCUUGCCGAUCGGAAGGUUGGCGGUAUGAAUCCCUGCGACGGGGUGAGCUCCCGUUGCUCGGUCCCUGCUCCUGCCAACCUAGCAGUUCAAAAGCACAUCAAAGUGCAAGUAGAUAAAUAGGUACCACUCCAGUGGGAAGGUAAACGGCGUUUCCGUGCGCUGCUCUGGUUCGCCAGAAGCGGCUUAGUCAUGCUGGCCACAUGACCCAGAAGCUGUACGUCAGCUCCCUCGGCCAAUAAAGCGAGAUGAGCGCCGCAACCCCAGAGUCGGCCACGACUGGACCUAAUGGUCAGGGGUCCCUUUACCUUUAUGUAUGUGUAGGAAUAUAGGAAAUUGCCUUGUGUGGAGAGAAACCACUGGUCUUUCUAGCUCAGUAUUGUCUACACUGACUGGCAGCGAUUUCUGGCAGGCGUCUCUCCUUGGAGAUGCUACUGGGCAUUGAACCCGAGUCCUUCUCAAUGCAGAGCAGAUGCUCUCCACUGAGCUGCAGCCCUUCCCUUAGCAUCUAGGGACAUAGGAAGCUGCCAUAUACUGAGGCAAAUCAUUGGUCCAUCUAGCUCAGUAUUGCCUACGCUGAUUGGCAACAGCAGCUCUCAGGCGUUUGAGGCAGAGGAUAUUCCCAGCCCUGUCUGCAAAUUGAACCUGGAGAGGAAUGGCAAACCAAGCUGAUGGACUAUGCCGUAAUGGCAAAACUGACAGGAAAACUCACAAACUAAGAGGACAGAAACUCUAUAAAAGAAUGGGAAAAAUUUAUAAGCUACUUAGGAGACGACUGUAAGCAGAUGGAAACAUUGGCAGGAUUUUGAUUUCACUUGUAGUGUAACAAUUACCAUGGAUAAUAUGGAUUGAUAUAAUAGAGUAUGGAAGAAUUUGCAGUUUUAAAUGUUCAAAAUGGGACCCCAUGGAGAGGGUGGGGGGAAGUCCCGGAUUUCGGAGGAAUCUAUGUAUAUGGAUAUAUACUUUGAUUUUUAUAACUUUGUACAUGUAAAUCCAAAUAAAAAUGCUUUUUUGAAAAAUGAUUUCAAAUUGAACCUGGGACCUUCUGCAUGCAAGGCAAGCGCUCUGCCGCAGAACUGAGGCCCUUCCCUGCUUCCUUUCUCCCUCUGCAGGUUGAAGACCUGAAAAAUAAGAACCUGAUCUUGCGAGCGCAGCUGCGGCAGCACGGCGUGGAGGUCAUCAUCAAGGACAGCCACUGAUAAGCCACCACUGACCAAGGGCCCUCCUUGCCCGCCUCCUCCUCCUCCGGCACAGCAGCCGAUGGGGGUCCUGUGCCUCGCUGGUGCUUCCACGCCAGGCCCCCGUCCUUGUUGUACAGACCCAGUGAGCAGCGCUGUUGCUCCCGGGCCAGGGAGCUGGGCUGGGCUCAGCUCAGGACACUUGCCUCUGCCCAGCGCUCUUCCUCACGGCCCGGGACCUGGCUUGCCCCCUUGAGCUUAGACGCUGCCUCUCGACACAGUCCUCUGUCUUGAUACGACCCUAAUCAGUUCCAGGGUCAUGACCUUUUCUCUCUUUCUCUCCUCCCUUUGAACAGCACCUCUCACCUGUGCGCUCGACACACCUCCUGCUGUGUCCGUGCAUGCGAUAUUAUGUAGACAUGUUGCACGUCCCCCCUUUCUCCCUCGUGCCGCCUGUAGGCCCUGCCUCCAGAGCACUGCCCAUCUCUGGGCACCUUACUCUUUGUGAGCGUGGAGAGCUGAGAGUCUUCCUCUCCCCCAACCCUGCUUUGUGGCUCUCCGGCCCAAACCAGCCAGUAGGAGGAAACCUUUACACCGCAGUGACAGCCUCACACGCGCUUCCCCUUCAAGGCUGGCCACCUAGUUCUGCCUCUGGGCUUCCACUCAAACAGCUGCAGGUCUGAUGUGGCCCUCAAAACCCUCCCGAGAGUCUGGGCUUGCACUGAAGACAAGCCUGCCACAGCCUCCCCCUUUCUUUGCUCCACACCCUGGAAGGUGAUUUAACGUUGCUCUCUUGCCAUGGAAGCUGUUUGCCAAGGAGGUGAGUGUGGGUUGAGAGCAGCAGUAGCUGUUCUCCCAUCUCAGGUGAUUGGACAACUGGUUGGGGUGAUGCUUCUCUCUUUUUUUGUUUUGUUUUCCCCCCUGUUUUUUUUUUUUUUAAAGUAAGUCUGGAUUAAAAAAAUAAAGUAACGGAAAAGCAGGG